AGGAAGGGGCCCGAGGGCAAGUACCCGCUGCACUACCUCGUGUGGCACAACCGCCACCGCGAGCUGGAGAAGGAGGUCCGCGCUGGCCAGGUGGACAUCGAGCAGCUGGAUCCCCGAGGCCGGACCCCCCUGCAUCUGGCCACCACACUGGGGCAUCUCGAGUGUGCCCGUGUGCUCCUGGCACAUGGUGCAGAUGUGGGCAGGGAGAAUCGCAGCGGCUGGACAGUGCUUCAGGAGGCUGUGAGUACCCGGGACUUGGAGCUGGUGCAGCUUGUGCUGAGAUACCGAGACUAUCAGAGGGUGGUGAAGCGGCUGGCGGGCAUUCCUGUGCUCCUGGAGAAACUGCGCAAGGCUCAGGAUUUCUACGUGGAGAUGAAAUGGGAGUUCACUAGUUGGGUGCCCCUGGUGUCCAAGAUCUGCCCUAGUGACACUUACAAAGUGUGGAAGAGCGGGCAGAACCUGCGGGUCGACACCACACUCCUGGGCUUUGACCACAUGACCUGGCAGCGAGGAAACCGCAGCUUUGUCUUCAAGGGCCAAGACACCAGUGCCAUUGUCAUGGAAAUUGACCAUGACCGCCGGGUGGUGUACACGGAGACACUGGCAUUGGCUGGGCAGGACCGUGAGCUGCUGUUGGCCGCUGCCCAGCCCACCGAGGAGCAGGUGCUGAGCCGGCUCACUGCACCGGUGGUCACCACACAGCUUGAUACCAAGAACAUCUCCUUUGAGAGGAAUAAGACUGGCAUCCUGGGCUGGCGCAGUGAGAAGACUGAGAUGGUGAAUGGGUACGAAGCUAAGGUGUAUGGGGCAUCCAAUGUGGAACUCAUUACCAGGACCCGGACAGAGCAUCUUUCUGAACAGCACAAGGGCAAGGUCAAAGGUUGUAAGACCCCUCUGCAGUCUUUCCUUGGAAUUGCUGAGCAGCACGGGGCCCCGCAAAAUGGGACCCUGGUCACUCAGACUCUGAGCCAAGCCAAUCCCACUGCCAUCACUGCAGAAGAAUACUUCAACCCCAGCUUUGAGCUUGGCAACCGGGACAUGGGCCGCCCCAUGGAACUGACCACCAAGACGCAAAAGUUCAAGGCCAAGCUGUGGCUGUGUGAGGAGCAUCCCCUGUCCCUGUGUGAGCAGGUGGCUCCCAUCAUUGACCUCAUGGCUGUCAGCAAUGCACUUUUUGCCAAACUCCGGGACUUCAUCACCCUGCGCCUGCCUCCUGGCUUCCCUGUCAAGAUUGAAAUCCCAAUCUUCCACAUCCUCAAUGCCCGCAUCACCUUCGGGAACCUCAACGGCUGUGAUGAGCCCGUGCCGUCCGUGCGAGGCAGCCCCAGCAGCGAGACCCCUUCCCCAGGCAGUGACUCCUCUAGUGUCAGCAGCUCCAGUUCCACAACCUCCUGCCGUGGCUGCGAGAUCUCCCCAGCAUUAUUUGAGGCCCCACGAGGCUACAGUGUGCUGGGUGGCCAGCGGGAGGCCGUGGCCCGAGACGACGAUGAUGACCUAUUGCAGUUUGCCAUUCAGCAGAGCCUGCUGGAGGCAGGCAGCGAGUAUGACCAGGUGACCAUAUGGGAGGCGCUAACCAACAGCAAGCCAGGUACCCACCCUAUGUCCUACGAGGGUCGACAGCAGGACAGGAGCACGCCACCCACACCGCAGCGCCAGCCUGCGCCCCCAGUGGCCCCCACAUCGGUCCCCAGCCCUCGGCCAAGUCCUGGCUCUCGCCGUGGCAGCCACAUGUUCCGGAGCUAUGAUGAGCAGCUACGCUUGGCCAUGGAGCUGUCAGCUCAGGAGCAGGAGGAACGGCGGCGGCGCGCACGCCUGGAGGAGGAGGAGCUGGAGCGCAUCCUGCGGCUCUCACUGACCGAACAGUAG
Messenger RNA from Elephantulus edwardii (Cape elephant shrew), 1866 nucleotides. It is a transcript of the gene ANKRD13B, whose product is annotated as ankyrin repeat domain 13B. The transcript is spliced from 15 exons. NCBI's taxonomy places the organism in Eukaryota, Metazoa, Chordata, Mammalia, Macroscelidea, Macroscelididae. The record is from RefSeq and is a predicted model, not a curated record. Gene Ontology annotation, cellular component: cytoplasm. The coding region runs from base 373 to 1866 and encodes 497 amino acids.